This is a messenger RNA of Trypanosoma cruzi, 876 nucleotides long. RefSeq lists its product as uncharacterized. Lineage: Eukaryota; Euglenozoa; Kinetoplastea; Trypanosomatida; Trypanosomatidae. Gene Ontology annotation, biological process: carbohydrate metabolic process. Gene Ontology annotation, molecular function: carbohydrate binding; isomerase activity. The transcript has a single exon. The coding region runs from base 1 to 876 and encodes 291 amino acids. The record is from RefSeq and is a predicted model, not a curated record.
AUGGCUCCAAUGAGCAAAUCGGUCGUUGAAGCAAAAAACGAGGAUGGCUCUUCCAUCACUGUGCAUACGCAGGGCGCCCACCUAACCAGCUGGCGCACGAGGGAGGGCGAGGAAAUUUUGUACACAAGUCCCAAUGCUGUCUACAAGCAAGGAGUCCCCAUUCGAGGAGGCGUUCCCAUCAUCUUUCCGCAGUUUGGAAAUCGUGGACCACUUCCCGCGCACGGCUUUGCGCGUAUUCGUGAGUGGAAUGUGAAGGAAUUGCGCAGCGGAAUGGCGUCCUUCACGUUGGAAUUACCAUCGAGUGAGCUGCGGAAGCAGGGCGCGGAAUUGAGGCACAACAACGAUACGUCGGCCUCAGGCACCGUUUCACUGUUGUACACCAUCACCUUCAGUAACGAGCAACUUAAGUUGCAGAUGGAAGUCACGAGUCACGAUACGGAGGCGGAUAUCAGAUUCACUUUUGCGUUUCACACAUAUUUUGCGGUGGGGGACAUUACAAAGACUCGGGUGGAUGGAGUAAACACGACUUCUUUUAUUAACAACUUGAAGGAACAGCAAGCGCUGCAGUCUCCAGAGCCGUUGUGGUGUAUCAGAGAAGAAGUGGAUCGCAUAUACGUGGAUCAGAAAUCUGCGAUCUCGUUGCUGGACCAGGCAAGGCAUCGGACGGUGCACGUAUCGGGCGAGAACCUUCCAGAUGUUGUGCUUUGGAACCCCUGGGUGGAGAAAACCGCCCGAUUGAAGGAUCUUCCUUUGGACGGUUACAAUAAGUUUGUUUGCGUGGAGCACGGAAGCAUCGCAAAAGAAGUAAUUCUACCGCCCAAAGGCGUCUGGAAGGCCUCACAGUGCAUUUCUUCACGUGGCGUCUCCAAUCUGUAG